Centruroides sculpturatus (bark scorpion) is the source of this 1448-nucleotide messenger RNA. RefSeq names its product cuticle protein 18.6-like. The coding region runs from base 290 to 1297 and encodes 335 amino acids. The transcript is spliced from 6 exons. Gene Ontology annotation, cellular component: chitin-based extracellular matrix. Lineage: Eukaryota; Metazoa; Arthropoda; Arachnida; Scorpiones; Buthidae. The record is from RefSeq and is a predicted model, not a curated record. Gene Ontology annotation, molecular function: structural constituent of chitin-based larval cuticle.
UACGGGGAGCACUGAGGACGGUAAAACUAGUAAUUCAAAUCUUUACUGUUAAUGAAUAAAAAUAGAGCGAAACUACUUUUUUCACUUCAAAUAUUCGAAUUAAUCGAGGUCGAUAACGGGUAUCGGUCUGUGGGAAAGAAGGGUGCUCCACCCAAACCUAUCGAACAAGACGACCUUCGUCAUCUGUCGAUCACCAAGGUCGACUACACCGGUAUCCGACUUCGGUUACUGCAUCACAAAAGUAUAAAAGGUGAAACAACGAUCCCUUGAUCCAUCACAAAGCAGAAAUAUGUUCCGAGUCGCUUGCUUCGUCGUUCUCGUAGCCGUUGCCUCCGCUGGCAUCAUCGCCGGUGGUCCCCACAUCGGAGGACACAGCGUCAGCUCCCGAAGACAAGACGACUUCGGUAACUACGCUUUCAACUAUCAAAUCGUCAAUGGAGUCGGUGCCACCAACGGACGUAGCGAAGUGGGCGACGGCUGGGGCAACAAGAGAGGAUCUUACGUCAUCGGUGACAUCGACGGACGUGCCAGAAGAGUCGAGUACGUCGCCGACGGAUUGGGCUUUCGCGCCGUGGUCAAGACUAACGAACCUGGCACCGCCUUGAGCGCUCCAGCAGCAGCCGCCGUCGCCUCCCCCUACACCGGACCCAUCUCCGGAAGUCCCGCUGUCGUGGCUCACGCACCCGUUGCAGUUGCCGCUGCCCCCGUCGCAGUUGCCGCCGCCCCUUUCCACGCAGGAGUAGUAGGAGCUCACGCUGGUUUGGGCUACAAAGGACUCAUCCACGAAAGUAGAAACAUGUUCCGAGUCGCUUGCUUAGCCGUUCUUUUGGCCGUUGCCUCCGCUGGCAUCAUUGCCGGUGGUCCCCACCUCGGAGGACACAGCGUCAGCUCCCGAAGACAAGACGACUUCGGUAACUACGCCUUCAACUACCAAAUUGUCAAUGGAGUCGGUGCAACCAACGGACGCGCCGAAGUAGGCGACGGCUGGGGCAACAAGAGAGGAUCCUACAACAUCGGUGACAUCGACGGACGUGCCAGAAGAGUCGAGUACGUCGCCGACGGAUUGGGCUUCCGCGCCGUGGUCAAGACUAACGAACCUGGCACCGCCUUGAGCGCUCCAGCAGCAGCCGCCGUCGCCUCCCCCUACACCGGACCCAUCUCCGGAAGUCCCGCUGUCGUGGCUCACGCACCCGUUGCAGUUGCCGCUGCCCCCGUCGCAGUUGCCGCCGCUCCCUUCCACGCAGGAGUAGUAGGAGCUCACGCUGGUUUGGGCUACAAAGGAUUCCUCCACGGUUAAACGAAAUCCGCAGCCAUAUUUCUUUCUAAGUCUUUCCACGCCUCUGCUUUUGGAUUCGUCGGUGUUGCGACUGGCUCUUGCCUUUCUUCAUCCCUUUCUUCUAUGUUAAUGUAUUUAUGUAUUAUACGAACACGAAGCAUUAUGUACAGCG